Cadophora gregata is the source of this 2262-nucleotide messenger RNA. RefSeq lists its product as uncharacterized. Gene Ontology annotation, biological process: fungal-type cell wall organization; (1->6)-beta-D-glucan biosynthetic process. Gene Ontology annotation, molecular function: glucosidase activity. Bases 1 to 2262 code for a protein of 753 amino acids. The record is from RefSeq and is a predicted model, not a curated record. The transcript has 3 exons. NCBI's taxonomy places the organism in Eukaryota, Fungi, Ascomycota, Leotiomycetes, Helotiales, Ploettnerulaceae. Gene Ontology annotation, cellular component: endoplasmic reticulum membrane; plasma membrane.
AUGGAGCCCUUAGCUUCCCCUGUUGCAGACCGGCCCCGUGAGAAGGUGUUUGCAGAAUCAUCACAACUCACAAGAUGGGAAGCAAGUGUGCAAGCUGGAAACAAAUUUCCAACUGUGCAAUCAAGAGAUCCUAGCCCAGCACCUCCAAAUGAAUACGACCAAAUACUUCGAGGGAGGGGUUCUAGUCUGUCCAGGUCUAAAAGCCCAACAAUUCGUACGAGUACAAGCACGAGCACUUCAUCAAACACCCCAGCUAUACCGUCUCGUCUAAGAUACUCCUCCUCGAAAUCGUCUGAAGUAGCAAGCGAAGCCAACGGAGACCACGCAAUUUUUGGCGGACACUCUACGACAGCUUCACAGAGCUCCUCAGAUCUGCCACGGAAUCGAAGCUCCAACAGUAUACAAAACAAUGAGAAAUGGCGAAUUGGAGGCACCCGCAGACCGACUCCUCCGGAACAGAUACUGAGGAGGAAUUCUUCGCGUGCACUUCUGCCAGGACAAGUAACUACACCGGGCACACCAAGACAGAUCAGAGAUCUCGGUCAUGAUUUUUCUCGAUACCCAUCCAGUGCCGAUCUCAGUGUCAGUGUAGACAACGGGAUAUAUGUAGUGGCUGCGGAAGCCAAUGACCCACUUCUUCGGGCGACGGAAAAUAAUAAUCUAAAUGAAUCUCAACCGAACCUAGAGAAAUGGCCAGACGACAGACUUGGAGUCCUCGAUCCUUACAGCGGUGGUGAUAAUGGCUUCAUUCUGUACCCGCACGAGGAAGAAGCAGACGAUAAGUUCCAUCUUCCCGCAGAUGAUGAUGACAUUACUUUCAGACCAAAGCUGAGAGACUACCUGGAUCGGCGGAAUAUAGUAUCUACCUGCGGAGCAAUAUUUCUGAUUCUUGGCAUCCUCUGUGUCUUCGUCGUCCUUCCUGUGUUGACGUAUCGGACACGGCUCCUGCUGCCAAAACGAGACAGGGCCAUUUAUCGUGCAAGUUCAACUUGGGCGCACGUUAAUAACAACAAAUAUCGACUUCUCAAUAACGUUCGGAAAGGAUUGAUAGAUCCAGACACCCCAGAAAUCGCCAAGACCAGGAAAAGUACAUUUGAUGGCUCGGAACUAGAGCUUGUUUUCAGUGAUGAGUUUAAUGAAGACGGCCGAACAUUUUACGAAGGAGAUGACCCAUAUUGGUAUGCACCAAAUUUCUGGUAUGGGGCAACGCAAGAUUUGGAAUGGUAUGACCCAGAUGCUGUCACAACGAGAAAUGGCACACUUCAGUUAAGAUUGGAACACUUUCGUAAUCAUAAUCUUGAUUUCCGAUCUGGAAUGCUGCAUUCUUGGAAUCAUCUUUGUUUCAAGGGAGGUAUUAUUGAAAUCUCGGUUUCGUUGGCUGGACCCGCCGGUAUUCCAGGAUUGUGGCCUGGCGCGUGGACAAUGGGAAAUCUCGGACGACCAGGAUAUCUAGCUACCACGGAUGGAGUUUGGCCAUAUACUUACAAUUCCUGUGAUGCGGGCAUAACUGCCAACCAAUCAUCGUCAGACGGGCUUUCCUUUCUGCCUGGGCAAAGACUCAGUUCAUGUACAUGCAAAGGCGAAGACCAUCCCAACCGCGGCACAGGCAGAGGAGCUCCGGAGAUCGACAUCCUAGAAGGAUCAGUCGCAAACCGAGUCGGCGUCGUCACUCAGAGUUUCCAAGUGGCACCCUUCGAUGUCUGGUAUCGCCCUAAUUCCGAGUUCAUGGCUCUCCCAGACCCAACAAUAACACAGAUGAACACCUAUUGCGGAGGACCCUUUCAGCAAGCCAUCAGUGCAGUCACAACUUUGAAUAACUCCUGGUAUGACGGCAACGAGUAUCAGAAAUACGCCUUCGAAUAUGUGCCUGGCACAAAUAAAGGAAAGAUUGCCUGGUUCGUUGGCGAAGACCCAACUUUCAUCAUGGAUGGACGAGCCAUUGGGCAAAACGGUAACGUCAAAGCACGACAAGUCUCUGAGGAACCCAUGUCCAUUGUUCUGAAUCUAGGGAUAAGCCAUUCGUGGAGUGAGAUCUGGAUGGAGAACUUGACGUUUCCGACUACCAUGCAUGUUGACUAUGUGCGAAUAUACCAAAAACCAGGUCAAAAGAGUAUUACAUGCGAUCCGGAUGGGUAUCCAACUACGGAGUAUAUCGCGAAUCAUCCGAAGGCGUAUCAGAACCCAAACAAGACGCUUUGGAGUCAAACGGGAUAUGAAUGGCCAGCCAACAAAUUAGGUGGAUGUCCAUCACGAGGCGUAUGA